AUGGCCAAGAUGGAAGCUAUGAUUGCAGACCUUUUCAAGGAAAUUAAAGACAUGAAAAAAUUUCAGGAGGAAGUAGUAUCCAAUUGGCAAAACCAAGAUGCUGCUACUCAGAAACUUGAAGCACAAAUUGGAUACUUGUCCAAGAAAGCUCCUGGGCACAGUUUAGGUAAUGCCACCCGGACAACUUCAAAAGAGGAAUGCAAAGCUAUUACCCUCAGAAGUGGAAAAGAAUUGAAAGAGACUCCAAGGGAGACUCAAGAAGAGAAGGAAGAGGGCAGUUCAAAUGCCAAGGAAGAAGCACAAAUACCUGUUCCCAACCCAUCAGAAGAGAAAGAAGUUCUAAGGCCAUAUGUCCCAAAGGCUCCUUACCCUCAGCGCCUAAUGAAGAAUGCAAAAGACAGCCAAUUCUCCAAAUUUUUGGAGAUUUUCAAGAAACUUCAGAUCAACAUUCCCUUUGCAAAAGCACUAGAACAAAUGCCACUUUAUGCUAAGUUUCUAAAGGAAUUGAUGACCAACAAGAGAAGCUGGAGGAAUGAUGAAACUGUGGUUUUAAUGGAGGAAUGUAGUGCUAUCAUCCAACACAAGCUGUCUCAAAAAUUGAAGAACCCAGGAAUCUUCCAAAUUCCCUGCAUCAUAGGGGAAAUAACAGUUGAAAAAGCAUUAUGUGACUUGGAAGCUAGUAUAAAUUUGAUGUCCUUAACAAUGAUGAAGAGAAUGAAGAUUGAGGAAGCCAAACCAACAAGAAUGACUCUCCAAUUGGCAGAUCGAUCAUUCAAAUUCCCUCAUAGAAUAGUAGAAGACUUGUUAGUGAAAGUAGGAGACUUCAUCUUCCCUGCUGACUUUGUGGUAUUGGAUAUGGAGGAAGAAGUUAAGGCUUCAAUAAUUUUGGGGAGGCCAUUUUUAGCUACUGCUGGAGCCAUCAUUGAUGUCCAAAAGGGUGAACUAACCCUUAGGCUACAUGAUGAGAGAAUGGUAUUCAAUGUAUUCAAGGCCAUGAGCUAUCCACCAGAAUCACUAGGAGAGUGUAUGAGGCUAGAUGCAGUGGAAACUGUGGUGCAAGAAACCUUUGAAGAAGCACUUGAAAGAUUGACAGAGGGUGAUUCCAUGUUAAAUAUUGAGGUUGCUGAUGUUAACUCAGCUAAAAUGUCUAUUCCAAGCACAUUGGAGGGGAGGAAAAAGGAGAAAGAAGCACCCAAACUGGAGCUGAAAGCACUGCCUCCUACUCUCAAGUAUGCAUAA
Molecule: messenger RNA, 1239 nt
Organism: Arachis ipaensis
Lineage: Eukaryota; Viridiplantae; Streptophyta; Magnoliopsida; Fabales; Fabaceae
Source: RefSeq, a predicted model, not a curated record